AUGGCCUCUCCCCGCGCAGGUAAUGCCCCCCCGGGUGUGGAUCCGGAGGCUUUCUCCUGGUUCCAGGCGGUCGAUGCGGAUCACAGUGGGUACAUCUCCGUGAAGGAGCUGAAGCAGGCGCUGGUCAACUCCAACUGGUCAACGUUCAACGAUGAGACCUGCCUGCUGAUGAUAAACAUGUUCGACAAGACCAGGUCGGGACGUAUAGAUGUGUAUGGCUUCUCCGCCUUGCUGCGCUUCAUCCAGCAGUGGAAGAACCUCUUCCAGCAGUACGACAGGGACCAGUCGGGCUCCAUCAGCUUCAGCGAGCUCCAGCAAGCUUUCUCCCAGAUGGGCUAUAACCUGAGCCCCCAGUUUAGCCAGUUGCUGCUGUCCCGCUACGCCCAGCGAUCCCCCAACCCCAGCAUCCAGCUUGACCGCUUCAUCCAGAUCUGUAUGCAGCUGCAGAGCACCACCGACGCCUUCCGCGAGAAGGACACAGGGCUGGUGGGCAACGUGCGGCUCAGCUACGAGGACUUCCUCACCAUGGUGGUGACCCGCAUGAUGUGA
Pterocles gutturalis (yellow-throated sandgrouse) is the source of this 549-nucleotide messenger RNA. It is a transcript of the gene PEF1, whose product is annotated as penta-EF-hand domain containing 1. The transcript is spliced from 3 exons. The record is from RefSeq and is a predicted model, not a curated record. Bases 1 to 549 code for a protein of 182 amino acids. Gene Ontology annotation, molecular function: calcium ion binding. NCBI's taxonomy places the organism in Eukaryota, Metazoa, Chordata, Aves, Pterocliformes, Pteroclidae. Gene Ontology annotation, biological process: COPII vesicle coat assembly.